This is a messenger RNA of Trichogramma pretiosum, 1867 nucleotides long. RefSeq names its product cytochrome P450 4C1-like. NCBI's taxonomy places the organism in Eukaryota, Metazoa, Arthropoda, Insecta, Hymenoptera, Trichogrammatidae. The record is from RefSeq and is a predicted model, not a curated record. The coding region runs from base 227 to 1759 and encodes 510 amino acids. Gene Ontology annotation, molecular function: heme binding; monooxygenase activity; oxidoreductase activity, acting on paired donors, with incorporation or reduction of molecular oxygen. The transcript is spliced from 6 exons.
CUCGCUGAAAAUUGAGGACGCCGAAUUCAAUUAUGAAUAAUAGACUUUUUUGCGCUGGCUCUUAAUGUGCGAAACGCAAAUAUUUGACUUGCUUUUUGUGGAUGCCACGGAGGGAAACGCGAUCUUUCACCGGAGCGAGUCUUCGUAGUCAUGAACGGGUGAACGUGGCGCGAACAGCACCCAUAGUACUUAUCGCUAGAACGGUAUACGUAUCGCUUGGUCCAAAAUGAUCCUUACCUGCUUGCUGUUAUCGAUCAUCGGACCCUUGAUCUUUCACUUGAUGACCCGAUACAACAAGCGCGGCCGUCUACUCAGCAAAAUACCCGGACCGACGGCUUACCCGCUGCUCGGCAAUAUGCUCAAGUUCAAAGUCGACAAUUUGCAGGAUCUGUGGCGUCUCGGCCGGGAGGUGUCGAACGAUUAUUACCCGAUCACUCGCUUCUGGAUCUGCAAAACGGCCAUAAUCAGCGUGCGACACCCCGACGACUUGGAAGUCAUAUUUCAAAGUCACAAGGUCAUCGACAAGGGCUACAUCUACGAAUAUCUGCAUCCUUGGCUGAAAACGGGCCUUCUCACGAGCACCGGCAAAAAGUGGAGACAGCGAAGGAAAAUCUUGACGCCGGCCUUUCACUUCAGCAUUCUGCACAAGUACCUCGAGAUAGCCAACGACCAGGGCGUGCGAUUCAUGAACGAGUUGAAAAACGAGAGCUCCGACACGAUCAUCGUCGACGAUUUGAUGCUGUUUUGCUCGCAGUACACGUUGAACAUCGUUUGCGAAUCGGCUAUGGGCGUGAAGCUGGACAAGAUGGAUGGCAAGCUCGUGCGAAGAUACAAAAAUGCAGUGCGCGACAUGGGCAACGUCGUCGUAUGGAGGAUGCCGAGGCCCUACAUCACCAACUGGCUCAUGAGGUUCGCGAGGAAAAUGGCCAAAGUGCAGAGGGACGCCCUCGACGUGUUGCAUCACUUCACCGACGCGGUGAUCCAAGAGCGAAGACAGUACCACGAGGGCAGCGACGGCAAGUACCUCGAGGAGUUCGCCAAAGACUGUCCCGUCUCCGAGCAGGACGGAACGCGCAGAAAACUGGCGAUGCUCGACCUUUUGCUGGCGGCCGAGCGCAAAGGCCUCAUCGAUCACGAGGGCAUCAAGGAAGAAGUCGAUACCUUUACGUUCGAGGCGCACGACACGACGGGCAUGGCCAUGACCUUUACGUUGAUGCUGCUGGCCGAGAACAAGGAGGCUCAGACUAAAGCCAGGGCCGAAGUAACGCAAGUUGUGGAAAAAUACAAUGGGAAUUUGAACACGUCGAGUCUUCAAGAGUUGCCCUACCUCGAGCGAUGCAUCAAGGAAUCUCUCAGACUUUUUCCACCCGUCGCCACGCUCUUGCGCUACACAUCCGAUGAGUUGCAACUAAAAAAUGCGCUAGUGCCGGCCGACUCGCACAUCAUGAUUCAUCUGUACGACACGCACAGAGACGCCAAUUACUGGCCGAAUCCGGACGUCUUCGAUCCCGAUCGGUUUUUGCCGGAGCGCAGUGCCAAUCGGCACACGUUCGCUUACGUGCCUUUCAGCGCUGGCCCGCGUAAUUGCAUAGGUCAAAAGCUCGCCAUGCUCAAAUUGAAAUCCCUCAUAGGUCGGAUACUGUACGAUUUUUACUUGGAAAACAUCGACAAGACCAGCGACAUAAAGUUGACUGCCGACGUAAUUUUAAGGCCUUCGGAAGCUGUGAAAAUGAAAUUAGUCAAGAUUGAUAAACGUUGAUCUAGGGAGCGUGCCAAGGUCAAGAAGAUUGUUAUAUUUUUAAACUGUGAUUAUCUUGUUUUACGCACAAAAUAUAUAUCUGAUUUAUGCUUACAAUCAGUAAAUUCA